This is a messenger RNA of Balearica regulorum gibbericeps (East African grey crowned-crane), 840 nucleotides long. Lineage: Eukaryota; Metazoa; Chordata; Aves; Gruiformes; Gruidae. The record is from RefSeq and is a predicted model, not a curated record.
AUGGGGACGCUGUCCACGGCGAAUGAACCACCGUUUAAGCUCCUCGCUACGAGCUUCAGACUCCAUUUAGCUCAGGGCUGGGGCUGUGCAGUUACAAGCGCAGCAGAGCCUUCCUGGAGCAGUGCUAGCCCUGAUGAGCACCGGUGUCACUCCACCCUGCAUGUGCUGGAAGCAACACAUUCCACCAUCUCACCCGACCUGGGAAAUGCUGGUGGUUUUUGGAUGACUGACAGACCCUCAAAGGACGACUCUGUUCCCUUCGAAAUUGCUGGACAAGGAUUGAGAGAUCUACAGGGUCUUCCUGGAAAAGCAGGACCUCCAGGAAUAAAAGAAGAUUUAGGACCACAAGGAGAGAAGGUAGAAAAAGGAAAAUGUGGAAGUGUAGUAACUGAUGACCUGCAGAGACAAGUAACUGCUUUGGAAACAGAAGUAAAGAUUUUGAAUUAGACACAUAUGAAAAUCUUUGGUUCUAGAGAGCAUCACGAGUAUUGGUGAAAAAUGUUUGUCUCAACUGGAAAAGAAGAUACUUUUGACAAUGGAAAAUCCCUUUGUGCAGAAGCUGGAAGUGCACCUGCAUCUCCUGGGAAUGAGGCUGAGAAUACAGCUUUAAAAGACUGAAUAAGACCUUCAAAGCAGGCUUAUACAGGAAUAUCUGAUGAACUGACUGAAGGCAGGUUCAUGUAUUUGAAUGGAGGGGCUGUAACUUACACAAACUGGAAUGCUGGAGAACCAAAUAAUCUAAACAAUGAAGACUGCACAGUAAUACAAGACUCUGGAAAAUGGAAUGACAUUAAUUGUUCAAAUUCACAUACCUUAAUUAUUUGUGAAUUCUUGAGCUGA